Molecule: messenger RNA, 1702 nt
Organism: Tachysurus fulvidraco (yellow catfish)
Lineage: Eukaryota; Metazoa; Chordata; Actinopteri; Siluriformes; Bagridae
Gene: akr1a1b
Product: aldo-keto reductase family 1, member A1b (aldehyde reductase)
Exons: 9
Coding region: 148-1122 (324 amino acids)
Biological process (GO): aldehyde catabolic process
Cellular component (GO): cytosol
Molecular function (GO): aldose reductase (NADPH) activity
Source: RefSeq, a predicted model, not a curated record
GCCAUAAGGGACUUUUAAUUUGGAGGUCGGUGGACAGGAUGUGCUUCAUACAGUGUCUUUGAUAAAUAAAACAUUUUUAUCACCAUCCUUGGCUGAUUUUUCAGUGAAGAUAUUCGUUACUGAUAGAAGAGAAGUCAUAAGGCAAACAUGAAUGACUAUGCAGUGCUGAACACCGGGCGAAAGAUGCCACUUGUUGGACUGGGGACGUGGAAGAGUGAGUCUGGAAAGGUGAAACAGGCGGUUAUAUGGGCUCUUCAGGCUGGAUAUCGGCACAUCGACUGCGCUUCGAUUUAUGGAAAUGAAUCAGAAAUUGGAGAAGCCUUUCAGGAGAUGUUGGGGCCUGAUAAAGCCUUGAAACGAGAAGACGUGUUUGUGACCUCCAAAUUGUGGAACACGAAGCACCAUCCUGAGGAUGUGGAGCCAUCACUGCUAAACAGCCUGAAAGAGCUGAAGCUGGAGUACCUGGACCUCUACCUCAUUCACUGGCCUUAUGCCUUUAAGCAGGGGGAUAGCACUUUCCCCAGAAAGGAAGAUGGGACCUUACUGUAUGAUGACAUUGAUUACAAGGUGACGUGGGCCGCCAUGGAGAAACUCGUCGAAAAGGGACUUGUGAGGGCUAUCGGGCUCUCUAACUUCAACAGCAGACAGAUUGAUGAUAUCUUGUCCGUGGCCAACAUAAAGCCUACUGUUUUACAGGUGGAGGGUCAUCCUUAUCUUGCCCAGGUGGAGCUUCUUGCUCACUGCAGGGAGAGGGGCUUAGUGAUGACUGCCUACAGUCCACUUGGCUCUCCAGAUCGUGCUUGGAAGAGACCAGAUGAGCCAGUUAUCUUAGAGGAGCCAGUCAUUGCAGCUUUAGCCAAGAAGUACAACAAAUCUCCUGCACAAAUUAUAAUCAGGUGGCAGACUCAAAGAAGUGUUGUGACGAUCCCAAAGAGUGUUACAGAGUCUCGCAUUAAAGAAAAUAUACAGGUUUUUGAUUUCACUCUUGAGCCUGCCGAGAUGGACAGUGUGACAGCAUUGAACAAAGGCUGGAGAUACAUUGUGCCAACUAUAACUGUUGAUGGCAAGCCUGUACCAAGGGAUGCAGGACAUCCCCACUAUCCAUUUAAUGAUCCUUAUUAAUGAAUACAUUGUACUGCAGAAUUAUGUGCCUUCCAAUCUACUUCGACUGGCAAAGCUGAACACAUAACACGAUACAUGUAGGUUUUUACCUUACUGAUGGGAGCAUUUUCACCCAUUUUUCAUUUCUCAGGCAUUAAGGUACUUGACAGUCUGUAUCUGUUUAUUGUUCCAAAUAUCCCUAUCUGUAUGUGGAUGACUUUUUUUGAUGAGUCUCAUAUGAUCCCAGUCCAGAUACAUAACUCUAGUUUCAACAAGAUGCCCUGUAAACCUUUUCGGACAGCUUUAUAAAAAUAAAACAUUAAACAAAUAGAGUUCCUCCUAUUUGUAUCUGUGUUUGUCUGUUUUAAACACAUUAUCUGUUCAGCCUCAGUGAUGUAUUCAUAUUUUCUUACACCCCUACUGCAGUUACUUGAUUUUGAAUGUGAUGAGCAAUGCCAUAUAAGGAACAUAUGAUUGUCAUGUAUUGUCAUGUACCUACAUAUUAUAAAGUUAGAAGAAAUGUAACUCGUAUUCUUACCAAGUGAAACUCACCAGAAGAACUAAAGACUGAAUAAAUGUGUGACUGAGAAUGUAGAAUUGA